Molecule: messenger RNA, 1225 nt
Organism: Stomoxys calcitrans (stable fly)
Lineage: Eukaryota; Metazoa; Arthropoda; Insecta; Diptera; Muscidae
Gene: Dhrs4
Product: dehydrogenase/reductase SDR family member 4
Exons: 5
Coding region: 95-1075 (326 amino acids)
Molecular function (GO): carbonyl reductase (NADPH) activity
Source: RefSeq, a predicted model, not a curated record
CAUUUUUUUGUUCGUAUUCGUGGAGUAGCCUAUAUGUUUUGCCGAUAUUUUAAAACAGCUGUUCCCAAUUUGAAUAGUGAAUAGUACCAAUAACAUGUUCAAUAUUGUGAAGCAAACACAGCGAAAGGUUCUCCAAACCAAAAAUAGAGAGUUAUUGCUUAACGAUUACAGUGGGUUCAAAGUUCUCGCACCUCUUAAUGUCUACAACAACAAUAACAUAGCUAAUCGAGACGAAAAUAAGAUUAAAGUAUCAAACACCAUUUGUCAGAACCAGAAACGUUGUUUGGUCACCAGUAACAUAGCCAAAGCCGAAAGUAUGAAACGCUUGCAAGGCAAAGUGGCUGUAGUAACAGCUUCUACAGAUGGCAUAGGAUUUUCAAUAGCCAAACGCCUGGCGCAAGAUGGUGCAAACGUUGUCAUUAGUAGCCGCAAACAAAAUAACGUGGACAAAGCAGUCGCCGAAUUGCGUAAAGAAAACUUGAAUGUUUUGGGCUUGAAAUGCCACGUUUCGGAAGCACAAGAUCGCCAACACCUUUUCGAAGAGACCAUCAAAAAAUAUGGUAAAAUUAAUAUUUUAGUCUCUAAUGCCGCCACCAAUCCUGCUGUGGGAGGUGUACUUGAUUGUGAUGAAAAAGUUUGGGACAAAAUCUUCGAUGUGAAUGUCAAAUCCUCCUAUUUAUUAGCCAAGGAGGCCUUGCCAUUUUUACGCAAAGAGAACAAUUCCAGCAUUGUUUUCGUUUCUUCAAUUGCUGGUUAUGAUGCUUUUGGCCUUUUGGGUGCAUAUUCCGUAAGCAAAACUGCUUUAAUAGGACUAACGAAAGCUGCUGCCAAAGACUUGGCUCCAGAGGGAAUUCGAGUAAAUUGUUUGGCACCCGGAAUUAUCAAGACCAAAUUUUCUAAAUCACUUUAUGAGGACGAGGCAGCAAAUGAAGCUGCUCUUUCCAAAAUACCAUUGGGUCGUCUAGGUCAGCCUGAAGAAAUGGCCGGGAUUGUUUCAUUCCUUGUAUCCGAUGAUGCCACUUAUAUCACUGGUGAAACCAUAGUGGCUGCUGGUGGCAUGGCGGGUCGUUUGUAAUAUUAAAUGUACAUACAUAUGUUAUAAGCAAUUGAAAUAUAUUUUUGGGAUAUUUGUAUGAAUGUUAGCCUAUAUAAAAUUUCUAGAAUUACAAAAAAAAAGCAAUAAAACAAAAUCAUACAAUAACAAAAUACAAUAUAGUUUAUAAAA